Messenger RNA from Hevea brasiliensis (rubber tree), 1566 nucleotides. Its product is annotated as small RNA-binding protein 11, chloroplastic. Lineage: Eukaryota; Viridiplantae; Streptophyta; Magnoliopsida; Malpighiales; Euphorbiaceae. The record is from RefSeq and is a predicted model, not a curated record. Gene Ontology annotation, molecular function: RNA binding. The coding region runs from base 841 to 1227 and encodes 128 amino acids. The transcript is spliced from 6 exons.
UAUUUUUGUUUUAAACCAAUUCACCAUGUUUUUAACUAACGGCUCCAAUAAAACGUACUCGGGCUUCUGCUUUCCACCGCUGAACCAGACCACCGUCUAUCACUCCGCCGCCACCGUAUAGCGAUUUCUCAUCUCCUCUGCUAGGCCACUACCAUUCCCAUUGCAGUGAAAUUUCUCAUAUGGGCUGUCUUUAACAUCACCUUCAUAGCUAAUAUAUUUGCUUCUUGGGAUUUUAGCGCCAAAUCCAGAGAGCUGGGAUUUCCUUUUCUCUCUUCUCCUCCUCCUCCUUGUUGCCCUUUGCUAUUGCAGUUCACAGCUUCAAAAAUUGCCAUUAAUUUCUUUCCUUUUCUUAUUUGAAUCUUCUCUAAUUCAAUUACCUAACCCUUAUUCAAUUGGCCAACAUAAAGGAAGUCACAGAUUAUCAAAGGUUGAUUUGAAUAUUACUGUGAAUUGUAAGAGCAGAGAGGAAUUGAGAAGCAAUUCUUUUUUCCAUGGCAUAUAGCGUUUUUUCCUCUUUAUUUUAUUGAAUUAUUUCUGUGCUAGUGAGGGCACCAUUUUAAGUGGGAAUCUCUAGGAAUUCUUGGAAAAUAGUUCUGACGAAGGAAUUUGAUAUGAAACUCGAAGAAGUAGCCAUUUUCUUGGCUGGUGAAUCAGCUUUACCAUUUUCCAGUGGUCUUUUGGAAUGAUAAAAUGCUAUCGUCCAACUGACAAGUUGUUCAAAUUUUGGGUGAGGGAGUAGCGACUGAAGUACGCAUUUUAUACUUUUGAUCUAAGGUAUAUAGUUUGGAGCUUGGACCGCUAGUUUGAGAACGCAGUUUUCUCACUAGGUCUUUCAGCAAAAUGGUGUCUUUCAGAGGAAUUUCCAAAAGUUUUUACCAAAUUCUCUCUCAGUCAAACCCUAAUUAUUUAGCAUCCCAGUUCUUCUCCAGAGGCUUCUCUUCCAAGCUUUUCGUUAAAGGAACUAAUGACUUUGCUGCAGGUAUAUCUUUCUCCACUACAGAGAAGUCAUUAGCUGAGGCAUUUUCAAAAUUUGGUCAAGUCGUGGAAUCUGAAAUAAUAAGGGAUAAAGCUAGCAACAAAUCAAAAGGUUACGGGUAUGUGACCUUUGCUACAGAGGAUGAAGCCAAAAAGGCCUUUAUGGAGAUGAAUGGGAAGCUGGUAGAUGGACGUCCUGUUUUCGUGGAUAAUGCUUGGCCAAGGGGAAGCAGAGGACUAGUGAAGCAGUAGCUGAUGUUAGGUUCUCCCUUCUUCCCCAUUUUUUUUGUAUGUAUGUAUGUAUUAUGAUGCACAGAAGAUUUGUGCAUCAGACUCAGUUUUGGUCAACAGAAUAUAUACCCUUUUCUUCUAUUGUGAUUCAUCCAAAUAGCUGCGAAAGUGCUUGAGCUGCUGAGUAGUGAAAAUCCAUGCACUCUCACUCCUCUCUCCUUUCUUUACACUGACUCUGCUUAAUGAUUCCUUAUGCCAAAAUUUGGCCCUGCUAGCUGAAGAGAGAUUGAGAAUUGGAGCAUGCAUCAAUAAUGGAGUAAUUUCAUUUAUUUUUUUGCCAAUAUAGAACUUUUCCUUUCA